Molecule: messenger RNA, 5471 nt
Organism: Orbicella faveolata
Lineage: Eukaryota; Metazoa; Cnidaria; Anthozoa; Scleractinia; Merulinidae
Product: RNA-binding protein Nova-1-like
Molecular function (GO): RNA binding
Source: RefSeq, a predicted model, not a curated record
UUCUCGUUAAGUUUGCUUAGUGUUUUAUGCAGAUACUGCGUGUUUUCCGCGGCCUCUUUGUUAUGUUGUUUUGCGUCGUUAAGAUCGCAUGUUCGCGCUAUUGCGUCUGUCAUUCAACUGUAAAACUUCUACGACUAGGAAAAUAAAACCGACUGGCCCCUUUGAACAGACAUAGCUUUGCCGCUGCAACGAGUACCUCGGAUCGAAAGAAACUUCGAGAAAAUGACAAUUUCAUACUUCUAAAAUUGGUCUGUUUAGCUCGCGGCAGCGGGUGGGGAGGUAUAAACAAUCGGUGGAAUGGAGGUGACACUGUUUGAAAUGAAGGGAUUUUCAAUGUCCAUUGUGAACAGGUCGCUACACCUUUAUGAAAUAACUCUGGAAAGCUGAAACUUUGAGAAAAUUUAGUUUGCUCCCUCACUGUAAAUUUCGUUUCAAAGAUUAUAUUUCGCACGAUUUAAGCUAAUUUUCGACGUGACCACAAUAGCGGGCAAGCUGACUCUUUCACAUAUAACUUUAUAAUAAGACCGGCAAAUCAAUAAUUUAUUUGCCAACUCGUUUGGCGAAGUUUGAAGGUUAAAUCUUUUCAUGCCUUCGUUUAUUUUAUAAAAAAUGCUAGUGGUUCUUUCGCUUUAGUGCUGUCAAAGCAGGAAGUAAUCUGUAGCUAUUGUAGGACAAGCCGUACCUCACGUCCAAAGUUUCAAAUUUUUAUGCACAAUCUUGCGUAUUUGAAAACCGCAAGUCAUUUGCUAUAGUAGUUUUAAAAUUAUGUUAGGAGAUGAAAAAUUUCUGUGGCUAAAUAUGAUUAAAAAGAAACAACAGAGUGAAUUUACGUAACUUGCGAUGACGCACUUUUAAAUGCUGUCGGUAUCAUCUGCCUUCUGUUCCACUGUGUUUUCGCUAAUCUUUUUUAUUUCUGAUUUCUGACACAGUUCAUUUCAGACUUUGAAUGUUAAGUCUUUUGUUUAGAAGAAUAUUAAAUUAAGAACCAAAUAUAACUGGUAUUUUUCAUCAAGAAUAACAAGAAUCGCUUGGCAUGCACGUAUGGUGUUGAAAAGCAUCAAGUAACUUGGGUGCACCUACACUGGCCAUCUUUUGUAAUCCAACACGAAGUUAGUGAUAAAAUAACGUUUUCUUUUGUCAUACGAUCCUGCGAAAAUGGAAUGAACAUUAUUUUAUCAAACAAGUAAGCGAAACAAUUCAGUGUAUGCGUGGAAUAACUUGACACUUGCUAAGAAUUUUAAUGCGGAGUCGCUGAUGCAAGACGUUUUGAAGUCUGGAUGCAGUUUCCUUCCAAAACACUCGUCUUCUUCGCCAGAUAACAAGUUUACCACAAUUCACAAGCGAACAGUAACUCAGCUAUUGUUCUAAAAUAGUGGAAUAUUUUUGUCUUCUGUUAAUCAUGAAACACAGGUGGUCAUUAUGAAAAGUACGUUUGUCUGCGGCUGUCAGGUUCUUGUGUUUUGUCCUGUGGUACUCAACCCGAGGUCAAGCAUUUCAUUUAGCCAUCAGACGGUGCUCAACGCCAAAAACGCACCCUUACGACGUAACAUUUUCAUGAAUUUCACUUAAGCCUGACUGCCAGGAUGUAUUGCUGGGGUUGGAAAGCUGCCAAAACACCAAUUGUGAAAAUUUUAAUUCCUAACCAUGCUGCCGGUUCUAUCAUUGGCAAGGGAGGAGCAAACAUUGCUGAAGUACAGCAGCAAACAGGAGCUCGAAUAAAACUGUCACCUAACAAUGAUUACUACCCUGGAACACAAGAAAGAGUUGGGCUAAUAAUGGGAGAAGUCGAAACUAUUAACAAAAUGUUGAAUUUUGUGAUAGAAAAGAUCAGACAAGAACCACAAGCAAUGAGACUAAAUCCAGCUAUGACAUACGAUCGGGAACGUGCAAAACAGAUGAAAAUUGUGGUCCCCAACUCAACAGCGGGAUUGAUUAUUGGUAAGAGUGGCGUGACCAUCAAAUACAUAGGUGACCAAACUGGCGCUAGAAUACAAGUAAGCCAAAAAAAUGCAGAGACAGUCCCAGGAGAGAGGGUGAUUGGCAUCACUGGAAGUCUUGAGCAAGUACAGGCAGCGUGUGCUGUCAUUGUCGCCAAGGUGCAAGAGGAUCCAGAGCAUGCUUUAAACAACAACAUCUCAUACUCAAGUCUCCAGUCUCAUCAAAGACUAUCAAACGGCAAUUCAAGUUUAGGUGCUUUUGGCACUGGGGGGUUUUCUGGUUCUGGGUUAGGUGGACUCGGUUUCCACAACUCUGGGGGUGGGGGAAAUAGUGCAGCUAAUAAUAUAUUGGCUCAUGCAGCUUUACUUAGUGGGGGUGGGCUGGGGGCAAACAAUCCUCUUCUCAAUGCCAUGAGUAAUAUGGGACCUCUAGGGUUGUCUUCAUCAAGUUCGCAGAUUCACUCAACAGCAACCUUGGAACUAACUGUGCCAGAUGACCUGAUAGGUGCUGUGCUUGGAAAACAAGGCAAAACCAUCAAUGAGUUCAUGCAAUACAGCGGUGCAAAGAUACAGGUCUCACAAAAAGGGGAAUUUGUUCCUGGUACUAACAAUAGAAAAGUCGUCAUCACUGGAGAUUUGAACUGUGCACAGACCGCCCACUUCCUGAUUACACAGCGGCUUCAACAAGUUGAGGCAGAGAGGCUCUUAGGACAACAUUCAUAAAAGCUAUCAAAUGGUAGAUACCGUCUGCCAAAUCCUCCAUCAUCCAGGCCAUCACUAGUAACUUUUAUUAAAUGUGCUCAUGUCCAUUUUGACAUGUUAGUAGUAUUGGUGGGUUAUUUCAAUUAAAUGUUUUUUUUUCUAUCACUGUGACAUGUACAUGUAUGCAACUUCAUGCUGUUCAAAUGCUUUGUGUGCCACAAAAUAAUAAACAAUAAAAGGCCCUUGGUACUAUGGAAAACAAAAAUCGUAAAAUUAUUCAUGGGUCUUAUUUGAAAGGUAUAAUCACAUCCAUUGUCAAUGCGGAAUUCAAAAUGCCACUAUGCUGACAGCAAUUAGUGUCAAUUUGGGAAUGUGAUGCAUUUCUCUGAAUUGUGCACAAAUUAUGUUUUUAUUAUAAUUAUUUAUUAGAUGUUGAUUGAUUUAUGUGAAAAAUGUUUUGGAUUCUUAGCAGCAACGUUGACUCGUUAUCAAUGACUGACUUGAGUUAGACAAGCAUUUUUUUUUUAUGUGUACAGUGUGGUCUGUACAGAAAAUUACUACACAAUGCAGUAGCAGAACCUAAUUUGCUUUACAAUUAUGUGUGUAGGUAUGUUUACAACUUGCCACUGACUUAAAAAUGUUAUUAGCUGUAACACUUGCCUAAGAAUCUAUGAUCUAUGUGAAAUUAGUUUUAUCGCAGAAAUUCUGAUCAGUUCUGUUAUCUAUAAAUCAGGCAUUUGCCAAAACAUUUCAACUUAGUAAUCUACAAAAAAUUGAACAUGGGCUCUGCCAAAUUGCCGAAAAGGUAAAAAAAAAUUGAAUGAGUUAAAAUCAUGAUUGCAAAAUUUUGUUGGAUAAGCACAAGGGUUUCUUUGAACUGGGUAAUAAUUAGGAAGUCAAUAAGUUGUGAGAUUAUUGGUAUGUAAAUGUUGUAUGGAAUUAUUUAUAUAUAUAUUAGUGAGUAGAAUAUUUUCUUGCCUAACAAGAAUAGUGGCUGAAAAGUGAGGCUUUUUAUAUCUUCCUAUCAGGCAAGAUUAAAAAAAAAAAGAAAUGGUAUUUAAACCAAUUUGAAGUAACUAUUAGGUUUUAUCGUGACGAAUUUGUGGAAAUAUAGGGACCAAAAAUAUAUUGUCAUCUAUGAAAACUCUUAGAUAGAUUCUACAUGGCAACAGUCAUAAAAUAAUGCAAUUUUAAAAUGCAACUUCUUAGGUCACUAAUUGUGCAUUGUAAGUGCAACACUGUGUUUAUCACUGUGGGCAGAUAUUCAUGAUUACAUUGUAUAAUUCAGUGGGGGGCCAUGACAGACCUUCAUAGCAGUUAUUGAGAUCAUUUUAACACUCCAGAAUUUGGGCGUUUUGUGAUGACUCCAAAACUUUUGUCAAGGAGGUCCGAGUAGCCUGCAACUGCCCUUACGUAGUGUGGAACUUAGUUAGAGGCAGGGGGAACUGAACAUGUUAACUAACAGCAAACCAUUUGUUACCUGCAAUAGUUUCAACACUUCAUUAUUAUAACUGGUUUUGGCUGACAAUAGUAAGAGGUGGUCAAAAUUCUGUAAAAGUAUGCUGUAUGUUGUUCAUGGUAAAGUGAAGCAGUACAGACUGUGGAACCUUGUUUAUUUUACUGCCAAUAGGCUACUAAAAUCUGAUUGUACUGAAAAGAAGUUUUCUUCAUGAAAAUUACUGAUUGAGCCUAGAUGAUUUUUCUGUCAGCAUACUCAAAAUACCAUCAUCGUUUUGAUCAAUACUUGUGGAGCUGUUGGUGAUAAACAAAUGUAACAAUACAGGAUUCCACUGUCUUUGGAAUUGUUACUUUGUAAUGGAACAUGUUAUCACCUUAGUGUUGACCAGUUGGGUGUGCACGUGACAUUAAACAAUAUUGUUAAUGUAUCACAGUAACACGGUAAGGCACGCUGGAGUGCCUUUCUGUAUAACGUGUAAAAAUCAUAUUUAAAGCCUUCGAUACUGCAAGCUUGCACCGAGUUUCUCAUAACACCAGGCGUUACUUUGAACAUGUAACUUGGAAAUGCUGUCGCAAGCAAAACUCUCUCAAUGUUGGAAAGCAGUAUGGGAGCAGUGCUUAAUUUUCAUCUUCACCCCUACAAGCUUGCAGUCAGAGGGCUGGUUAACAUAUAGUCUUACAAUCAUGAUACUUUAUUUAGUUUAAGUCGCAAGCUGAAAUAAUCUUGCUUCAAAAUAUUCAGUAUUCAGGUCUUCUUGCAAAACAGAGAAGGAAAGGUUCUUCUUAGGCCGUUAUUUUCUCCAGCUCAAGUUGAGAAUUGAUCUUUUUUAUCCUUUUAGUGGUGUUACUCAUGGCAUUUUACGUAACACUGUUGAUAAGAAAUGCAUUUUUUCCCUCUCAGAUCAUCCCCUGUAAAGAUCUGAUUUGUUUUUGUUUGAACAGCAAAUUUUGAAUUUUAGCUUUUUUGGUUCUUAAGUAUUCUCUCCCUGUAGUCAUGUUUAUAGGCUUGCCAUGCUACUUGGGUAGUAAAAUGGCUACUAAAAGUGACUGCAAGGGUCUUUUUUUUAAUAUUGGUUCUUUUUUUUGCACUAUUAAGAGUAGUGGGAAUAGCAUUGUUUCUUUUUAUUCAGUAAUUUGAAUCUGAAUUUGUACAGUGUAUUUCCAUUUAUUAUCUCAUUCAUUAGUUGUGUCAGCAUGUGUUGCUUCACUGGUUUAACUUAACAAGAGAACAUUGACUUGAGACUUCAUGUUACACAUAUCCAUGUGAUUCAUAUUUCUGCCUUGUGCACAGCUCGUUUAGUUACCUAUAGCACAUUGUGGGUGGCAUUUAACAUCACUGUAGUCGUUCCACUUAAUAAACUGCUGAUACAUUCA